Molecule: messenger RNA, 1324 nt
Organism: Drosophila grimshawi
Lineage: Eukaryota; Metazoa; Arthropoda; Insecta; Diptera; Drosophilidae
Gene: Pex16
Product: peroxisomal membrane protein PEX16
Exons: 2
Coding region: 136-1155 (339 amino acids)
Biological process (GO): peroxisome organization
Cellular component (GO): peroxisomal membrane
Source: RefSeq, a predicted model, not a curated record
CGAUAGCACGUUUGUCAAUCGAAAUUCAUCUUGUUCGCCGUGAGUGGCAAAUGUACAUUGUAUUUACACCGCAAUAAAAAACAAAGCAGCGGCAAAGCAAUUUUUUUUUAGAGUGGAGCUGUUUUUUGUUUAAUUAUGGAUAAGUUAAAAGUAUUAUUGAAGUCCUACGAGGCAUGGGUGGCAAGGAAUCCGGAUGUAGUUGGCGAUUUUGAGACGACAGCCAAAUGGGUGUCAUAUUUUGUGGCAGGUCGCAUAUCAAACUCCAAUGUGCUGUCCGAACUGGUCUACACGUUGUCCAACAUGCUGGUGUUCUACAACGAUCGCAUCAUCGACAGGUCACGUGGCGCCAACGAAAACGCCGUACUCCGGAUGCAGUCUGGCCUUUGCUACCGUCUAAAGGUCACGCUGACUACGCUCGAAUACUGCGAAGUCUUUAUCGAAAUAUCGGCGCGACGCUACCUCAGCCAAACGGGGAAGUGGCUGGUGAUAACGUUCAUACAACUCUUCAAGGCCGCCGGCCGUUUGUUUCUGCUCAAACAUUCGACAUCGGACAUAAUCACAUCGCCACCGAUCGCUGCUCUCAAUCGGCGCACGCUCAGCAAACCUGGCAAAUCGGAUGCAGCUGAGACAGCGAAUCUGUCGCAAUCGGAGCAUUCCAUAACGUUUCAGCUGAAACGUUCGGGUCGCCUCAUCCGCAAAGUGGAGGGUGCUCCGCCCAUGCAAUAUCGUGACUUCAAAUUACACGUGGACAGUGCAGAUGCGGCCAAGACGCAAAUUCCACGCGAACUGCUCGAUGCGGAGUACUUGUACAUUGCCAAACCACUGGUCCAUUUGGCUGCGAUGGGUCUGUUUGGUCGGCGCAGCUGGAAGCAGUAUGUGGUUGCGUUGUCCUUCGAUUUGUAUAGCAUCCAUUUGUAUCGCCAGCAACGCCACCUGAUGUCCAAGCAACAGAAAAUCGAGCUGAGCCGCCGAUGCGUUAAUCUUUUGUAUUUCCUGGUGCGGAGUCCGUUCUACGAGAAUUACACCAGGACGCGAAUCGAACGAAUUUUGGGCUUUGUGGCGCAGAAUGUGCCACUGGCCAAAGUGGUCGCCGGACCGUUAAAGGAUUACAUUCCCCAGUGGCAGGACACGUACUUCUAUCUGUGGUCCACUUGAGAGCGAUCAUCCGAGUAUUCCGAUUUAGGUUAAGAUUUAAAGUAUAAAAUGGAUAAGCGGGCGGUUGUUAAAAAUAGAGAGACGGAUAGAUCCUCUCUUGGAUCUGUUGUGUGUGAUUUGUAUGGCUUUUAAAUUAUAUUUGGAACAAUAUUUGUACACAUACAUUAAA